Messenger RNA from Lolium rigidum, 4451 nucleotides. Its product is annotated as ABC transporter G family member 39. The coding region runs from base 16 to 4185 and encodes 1389 amino acids. The record is from RefSeq and is a predicted model, not a curated record. Gene Ontology annotation, cellular component: membrane. The transcript is spliced from 23 exons. Gene Ontology annotation, molecular function: ATP binding; ABC-type transporter activity; ATP hydrolysis activity. Lineage: Eukaryota; Viridiplantae; Streptophyta; Magnoliopsida; Poales; Poaceae.
CCGACCUACGACCGCAUGCGCAAGGGCAUCCUCCUCCCCGGCGCCGUCGACGACGUCGGCGGGGCCGGGCGGGAGGUGGACAUCCUGGGGCUCGGGCUGAGCGAGAGGAAGAACCUCAUCGAGCGCCUCAUGCGCACCGCCGAGGAGGACAACGAGCGCUUCCUCCUCAAGCUCCGCGACCGGAUGGAGCGAGUUGGCAUCGACAACCCGACAAUCGAGGUGCGGUUCGAGAACCUCAACAUCGACGCCGAGGCGUACGUCGGCAACAGGGGCAUCCCGACGUUCACCAACUUCUUCUCCAACAAGAUCAUCGACGUGUUGAGCGCUCUACGCAUUGUUUCCAGCGGGAAGAGGCCCAUCUCGAUCAUCCACGACAUCAGCGGAGUCGUAAGACCCGGCAGGAUGUCAUUGCUGCUUGGUCCCCCUGGGUCUGGGAAAACUAGCCUGCUCCUAGCCUUGGCAGGGAAACUGGAUUCGACACUCAAGGUGUCAGGGAGAGUGACCUACAAUGGGCAUGACAUGGAUGAGUUCGUCCCACAGAGGACAUCGGCAUACAUCGGGCAGCACGAUCUCCACAUCGGCGAAAUGACGGUGAGGGAGACACUGGCCUUCUCUGCAAGAUGCCAAGGAGUCGGAACCCGUUACGACAUGCUUGCUGAACUCUCAAGAAGGGAGAAAGAAGCCAACAUUAAGCCAGAUCCUGAUAUUGAUGUUUACAUGAAGGCCAUCUCUGUGGAAGGUCAAGAAAGUGUUAUCACAGAUUACAUCCUCAAAAUUUUGGGUCUGGAAAUUUGCGCAGAUACAAUGGUUGGUGAUGGCAUGAUCAGAGGCAUCUCGGGAGGACAAAAGAAGCGUGUGACAACAGGUGAGAUGCUUGUCGGGCCAGCGAAGGCACUGUUCAUGGAUGAAAUCUCCACCGGUCUGGAUAGCUCCACGACGUACCAGAUCGUCAACUCCCUCAGGCAAUCUGUCCACAUCCUCGGCGGCACAGCAUUGAUCGCACUGCUUCAGCCUGCACCUGAAACGUACGAGCUCUUCGAUGACAUUGUUCUGCUCACUGAGGGGAAAAUCGUGUACCAGGGUCCUCGAGAAAAUGUUCUCGAGUUCUUUGAGGCCAUGGGAUUCAGAUGCCCUGAGAGGAAAGGUGUUGCAGACUUCUUACAAGAAGUUACAUCUAGGAAGGAUCAACACCAGUACUGGUGCCGAAGUAACGAGCCAUAUCGAUACAUCUCGGUCAACGAUUUCACAGAGGCAUUCAAAGCCUUCCAUGUUGGCCGUAAGAUGGGCUCGGAGCUCAGGGUGCCGUUCGACCGAUCCAGGAACCAUCCGGCUGCACUCACGACUUCGAAGUUUGGUGUCAGCAAGAUGGAGCUUCUGAAGGCUUGCUUCUCUAGGGAGUGGUUGCUGAUGAAGAGGAACUCGUUCGUUUACAUCUUUAAAGUAGUCCAGCUCAUAAUCCUUGGGACCAUCGCGAUGACUGUAUUCCUGCGUACCAAGAUGCACCGGGACAGUGUCGAAGAUGGAGUGAUCUUCAUGGGUGCGAUGUUCCUUGGCCUACUCACACAUCUGUUCAAUGGAUUCGCGGAGCUCGCUAUGAGCAUUGCAAAGCUGCCCAUAUUCUAUAAGCAGAGGGACCUGCUCUUCUAUCCAUCAUGGGCAUAUGGAUUGCCUACAUGGGUGCUCAAGAUCCCAAUAUCAUUCUUGGAAUGUGCUGUGUGGAUCUGCAUGACUUACUAUGUUAUCGGCUUCGAUCCAAACAUCGUAAGGUUCUUCCGCCAUUACCUGUUGCUUGUACUGAUCAGCCAGAUGGCAUCCGGUCUCUUCCGGGUUCUUGCUGCAUUGGGAAGAGAGAUGGUCGUUGCAGAUACGUUUGGGUCAUUUGCUCAGCUUAUUCUUCUGAUUCUCGGUGGCUACUUGAUAGCUAGAGAUAACAUCAAGGCAUGGUGGAUUUGGGGCUACUGGUGCUCCCCUCUGAUGUAUGCCCAGAAUGCUAUAGCGGUGAACGAGUUCCUGGGCCAUACCUGGCGGAAGGUUGUUGAUCCGACCAUGAGCACCGACACACUUGGCAUACAAGUCUUGAAGGCGCGGGGCAUCUUUACCGACCCAAACUGGUACUGGAUCGGCGUUGGUGCCUUACUUGGAUACAUCAUGCUCUUCAAUGUACUGUUUGUUGUGUUCCUCGACUUACUUGACCCACUUGGAAAGGGUCAAAAUGUUGUUUCCGAAGAGGAGCUGAGGGAGAAGCAUGUGAAUCGCACAGGAGAAAACAUAGAGUUGCAGCUUCUUGGAACGGAAAACCGGAAUUCACCUUCCAAUGGAAGAGGUGAAAUCACUGGAGCUGACACCAGGAAUAGGGGAAUGGCGUUACCAUUUACUGCCUUGUCAAUCACCUUUGACAAUAUCAGAUAUUCUGUGGACAUGCCUCAGGAAAUGAAGGACAAAGGUAUUAAUGAAGACCGGCUAUUGCUGCUGAAAGGUGUAAGCGGAGCUUUCAGGCCAGGAGUUCUAACAGCAUUGAUGGGGGUCAGUGGGGCGGGUAAGACAACUUUGAUGGAUGUGUUGGCGGGACGGAAAACUGGCGGCUACAUUGAAGGAGACAUCAGCAUCUCUGGUUACUCAAAGAACCAGGAAACUUUUGCCCGGAUUGCUGGUUACUGUGAGCAAAAUGAUAUCCACUCUCCACAUGUCACUGUUUAUGAAUCCCUCGUGUACUCAGCCUGGCUUCGACUGUCCCCCGAUGUAGACUCGGAGGCAAGAAAAAUGUUUGUGGAACAAGUCAUGGAACUCGUCGAGCUGACAUCACUGAGGGGAGCCUUGGUCGGACUGCCAGGAGUGAAUGGUUUAUCCACAGAACAGCGUAAAAGGCUCACCAUUGCUGUUGAGCUUGUUGCUAAUCCAUCCAUCAUAUUCAUGGACGAACCAACUUCUGGACUAGACGCAAGGGCAGCUGCAAUCGUGAUGAGGGCGGUCAGAAACACGGUUGACACAGGAAGAACAGUUGUCUGCACCAUCCAUCAGCCAAGCAUUGACAUCUUUGAAGCCUUUGAUGAGCUAUUUCUGAUGAAACGGGGAGGUGAAGAAAUAUAUGUUGGACCCUUGGGACACAACUCAUGCCAUCUGAUCAGUUACUUUGAGGGAAUACAAGGAGUGAAGAAAAUCAAGGAUGGUUACAACCCUGCAACUUGGAUGCUAGAAGUGACUACCCUAUCUCAAGAAGAUGCCCUGGGGGUCAACUUCGCCGAAGUAUACAUGAAUUCUGACCUAUACCGGAGGAACAAAGCUCUGAUCAGUGAACUAAGCACACCUCCUCCUGGAUCGACGGACCUGUGCUUCCCAAACCAGUACGCACAGUCCUUCUUCACACAAUGUAUUGCUUGCCUGUGGAAGCAGCACAAGUCAUACUGGAGAAAUCCAUCAUACACUGCGACUAGAAUAUUCUUCACGAUGGUUAUUGCCCUCAUCUUCGGCACCAUCUUCCUGAACCUAGGCAAGAAAGUAGAUAAGAGACAGGACCUGUUCAACUCUCUGGGUUCCAUGUAUGCAGCAGUCAUUUUCAUUGGAAUUCAGAAUGGACAAUGCGUUCAACCGAUUGUAGACGUCGAAAGGACAGUCUUCUACCGAGAAAAGGCUGCCGGGAUGUACUCUGCUCUACCCUAUGCUUUUGCACAGGUUUUCAUUGAGAUCCCACAUGUCUUCCUUCAGACCCUUGUGUAUGGUCUGAUUGUCUACAGCUUGAUUGGUUUAGACUGGGCAUUUAUGAAAUUCUUUUGGUACAUGUUCUUCAUGUUCUUCACCUUCCUGUACUUCACGUUUUAUGGCAUGAUGGCAGUCGCCAUGACACCAAACAGCGACAUUGCUGCCAUAGUUGCAACUGCAUUCUAUGCAGUAUGGAAUAUCUUUGCUGGCUUCCUUGUCCCCCGACCAAGGAUACCAAUAUGGUGGAGAUGGUACUCCUGGGCAUGUCCGGUGGCAUGGACUCUGUACGGACUUGUCGCUUCACAGUAUGGAGAUAUCGCAGAUGUUAGGCUGGAGGAUGGAGAAGCGGUGGAUGCUUUCAUCAACAGAUUCUUUGGAUUCAGGCACGAUUACGUAGGUUUUAUGGCUAUUGGUGUUGUAGGCUUCACCGUUCUCUUUGCUUUUGUCUUUGCCUUCUCCAUCAAAGUCUUUAACUUCCAAAGAAGAUGAUAGAAGCCGCCUCAAAACAGAGUCAGCUUUGCUUCAGCUUGCUGCAAAGUGAUGGCAUUCCGGCAUGGGCGAAAGUAAAUGAGGAGACAAUAUACUGAUCAGUAUUAGUAGUUUCACUCUUAGGCAGCUAACAGUUUUCUUAGGCCAGUUAGUUCAAUUUUGUACAGUCUGUAAUUAACAGAAAAGGGGCCAUUGUAAUUUGUAAUCAUGUAAAAUAAUACAAUGAUGAAUAUUUUCAGAAAGAUUGUCUAUAUUUGGUUCAAUUG